Lachancea thermotolerans CBS 6340 is the source of this 1413-nucleotide messenger RNA. It is a transcript of the gene RVB2, whose product is annotated as RuvB family ATP-dependent DNA helicase reptin. Gene Ontology annotation, cellular component: NuA4 histone acetyltransferase complex; R2TP complex; Ino80 complex. Gene Ontology annotation, biological process: box C/D snoRNP assembly; chromatin remodeling; regulation of transcription by RNA polymerase II. Bases 1 to 1413 code for a protein of 470 amino acids. The record is from RefSeq and is a predicted model, not a curated record. The transcript has a single exon. Gene Ontology annotation, molecular function: ATP hydrolysis activity; DNA helicase activity; ATP binding. Lineage: Eukaryota; Fungi; Ascomycota; Saccharomycetes; Saccharomycetales; Saccharomycetaceae.
AUGUCUAUCCAAACUAGCGACUCAAGUUCCAAUGACUAUGGAAAAGCCCUUUCAUUGAUCGCUGCCCACUCUCACAUCUCAGGCUUGGGUUUGGAUGAGAAUUUGCAGCCCAAGGCCACAUCUCAAGGUAUGGUCGGCCAAUCUCAGGCCCGCAGAGCUGCAGGUGUGAUACUGAAAAUGGUUCAGAGCGGUACAAUCGCAGGGCGUGCUGUGCUAAUCGCAGGUCCUCCCUCUACUGGUAAAACUGCGCUGGCUAUGGGUCUCUCGCAGUCGCUGGGCCAAGAUGUGCCAUUCACGGCGAUCGCCGGGUCUGAAAUCUUCUCGCUAGAAUUGAGCAAGACCGAGGCUCUCACACAGGCUUUCCGUAAGUCCAUCGGUGUGAAAAUCAAGGAAGAAACAGAGUUGAUCGAAGGUGAAGUUGUGGAAAUUCAAAUCGACAAGUCCAUCACAGGUGGCCACAAGCAGGGAAAGCUGACUAUCAAAACCACAGACAUGGAGACCAUCUACGAGCUGGGUAGCAAGAUGAUUGAGGGUCUCACAAAGGAGAAAGUCCUUGCUGGAGACGUGAUCUCCAUUGAUAAAGCCAGCGGUAAGAUCACCAAGCUGGGCAGAUCUUUCGCUAGAUCUAGAGAUUAUGAUGCUAUGGGUGCUGACACUAGGUUUGUGCAGUGCCCUGAGGGAGAGCUUCAAAAGAGAAAGUCUGUAGUCCACACGGUGUCUUUGCAUGAGAUCGACGUUAUCAACUCUAGAACUCAAGGCUUCCUGGCUCUCUUCACAGGUGACACAGGAGAAAUCAGAUCCGAGGUCAGAGAUCAGAUUAACACCAAGGUUGCGGAAUGGAAGGAAGAAGGCAAGGCAGAUAUCGUACCUGGUGUGUUGUUCAUUGACGAAGUCCACAUGUUAGACAUCGAGUGCUUCUCUUUUAUCAACCGUGCAUUAGAAGACGAGUUUGCGCCAAUUGUGGUUAUGGCCACCAACAGAGGUAUUUCUAGAACCAGGGGAACAAACUACAAGUCACCCCAUGGGUUGCCUCUCGAUCUUUUGGACAGAUCCAUUAUAAUAACCACUCACAAUUACAACGAACAAGAAAUUAAGACUAUAUUAUCUAUUAGAGCACAAGAAGAAGAGGUCGAGGUGGCGCCAGAUGCCUUGGAUCUAAUGACAAAGAUAGGUUUGGAAUCCAGUCUGCGUUACGCAAGCAACUUGAUUUCUGUGUCACAACAAAUAGCGCUCAAGCGUAAAAGCAACACUGUGGAGAUCGCAGACAUCAAGAGAGCCUACCUGUUAUUCCUCGACAGCUCCAGGUCUGUCAAGUUCUUACAGGAAUACCAGCCCCAAUAUAUUGACGACGAGGGCAAGGUCCAAAUAGCAAGCAACAUGACUGGUACCGACGCAAUGGACACCACCGCCUAA